This is a messenger RNA of Sorex fumeus (smoky shrew), 3281 nucleotides long. RefSeq names its product SEC22 homolog A, vesicle trafficking protein (gene SEC22A). Bases 150 to 1073 code for a protein of 307 amino acids. NCBI's taxonomy places the organism in Eukaryota, Metazoa, Chordata, Mammalia, Eulipotyphla, Soricidae. The transcript has 7 exons. The record is from RefSeq and is a predicted model, not a curated record. Gene Ontology annotation, biological process: endoplasmic reticulum to Golgi vesicle-mediated transport.
GCGGCGGGUCCCGCGCGGCAGGUGCGGCCCGUGCCCCGGCCCAGCCCGCCCCGCGCCCGCGCCGCCGCUUCCGCCUGCACUUCCGGGCGGCCGUUGCCCCCGGCCCGGCGGGCAGCACCUGGGGCUGGAGGCCUUCUCUGUUGGCUGAAAUGUCUAUGAUUCUGUCGGCCUCUGUCGUUCGUGUUAGAGAUGGACUGCCACUUUCUGCUUCCACCGACUAUGACCAGGGCACAGGCGUGCAGGAGUGCAGAAAGUACUUUAAAAUGCUCUCAAGGAAACUUGCUCAGCUUCCUGAUAGAUGUACGCUGAAAACUGGACAGUACAACAUUAAUUUUAUUAGCUCUUUGGGAGUGAGCUACAUGAUGUUGUGCACUGAAAAUUACCCCAAUGUUCUGGCCUUCUCUUUCCUGGAUGAGCUUCAGAAGGAGUUCAUCACUACCUAUAACAUGAUGAAGACCAAUACUGCUGUCAGACCAUACUGUUUCAUUGAAUUUGAUAACUUCAUUCAGAGGACCAAGCAACGAUAUAAUAAUCCCAGGUCUCUUUCAACAAAGAUAAAUCUAUCUGACAUGCAGACAGAAAUCAAGCUGAGGCCCCCUUACCAAAUUUCCAAGUGUGAACUGGGUUCUGCCAAUGGAGUUACACCUGCAUUUUCUGUUGACUAUAAAGGUGCUGGUAAGAUUUCUUCUGCUCACCAGCGAUUGGAACCAGCAACUCUAUCAGGAAUUGUGGCAUUUAUCCUUAGUCUUUUAUGUGGCGCUCUGAAUUUAAUUCGAGGCUUUCAUGCCAUAGAAAGUCUCCUGCAGAGUGAUGGUGAGGAUUUUAACUAUGUCGUUGCAUUUUUCCUUGGCACAGCAGCCUGCCUCUACCAGUGUUAUUUACUUGUCUACUACACCAGCUGGCGGAAUGCCAAGUCCUUCCUGACGCUCGGCCUCAUCUGCCUGUGCAACUUGUAUCUCUAUGAGCUGCGCAACCUCUGGCAGCUCUUCUUCCAUGUGACUGUGGGGGCGUUCGUCACGCUACAGAUCUGGCUCCGGCAAGCCCAGGGCAAGGCCCCUGAUUAUGAUGUCUGACACCAGUCUCAGGACCGAGUGCCUUGGCCUCAGCAGAGAAGGAAGGAGUAUGUUUUUAACUGCCACUGUGAUGAAUAAACUGUCCACCACCAAUGAGAAGCUCUGCUUUCUUUCUCUCCAACUGUCCUUUUGUUUUAAGUCAGAGGGCAUGCUCGGGAGCGCCUUCCCCUACGAAGAGCCGUUGGCGUGAGGUGAUGCUGGAGGAGGAAGAGAAGCCCUCUGUGCGGGAUCGGUCACAGGCUCCCGGGGACUGGCCAGCAGCCUGGGAGCCCGGUGAAGCACACCAUCAGCAGACACCGGCAGCCCACCUCUGAGGACCAGGCAGGGGCCCCCCGCAUGGGCUGGGCCCCGGAGGCUGCCACCCACCGGGCGGUUGAGGUCGGAAGCACGUGACUGCUCGCUCUCAGAUUACUUGCACAUUUUGGGAGCCAUGAGUUUGUAAAGUUCAAAGGGGCAUGGAAUUCGUUCUUUCUCCUUUUGUAGUUUUGCUUGAAAUCCAGCAGUGGGAAUCACCUGAUGUAGGAGAAGGCUGUGGAAAGCUCAUCUGUGGAACAUCGAGUGUUGAAAACUUAGUGACAUAAGUUUCCUUUCUGGGCCAUGUUUGUAGUUCUUUGGAAAUCACUUUUAAAAAAUAAGAUUUGUUGGGUUUUAGCUUUGUUUCCCAAACUCAAAGUACUUAAAUGCUGCAUAUGCUGUUAUCAACUUAAUGGUAAAAAUCUAAAUUUGCUUAAUUUAUAAAUCUAGAAAACAUUAAACUUCCUCAUAUCCAGUCCCUGGCUUUGCAUUGAUCCCCUGUGCACUGCCAGGAGUGACCUCCAAACCCCUGAGAAAACCGCUAGGUGUGGCCCCCAAAAUCAAGAUCAGUCAGUAGGCUGUGUCAAAAGGAAAUUAUCGAAGUGGAAGGCCAGCACCAAUUUGCAUAAAUGAAAGGUGACUACAAAAUCAAUCAAAUCAAAUUUUAUUAUUUAGUAAAUGUUAGCAGUGCCUGUCAAGGCUCGGUCCAAGAAAUCCUUUGUUGCUUGUAGUAAGAGCUGUUGUCCAGCGCCAGAGCGGUCUGCCAAACCCCCAAAGGAUGAGAGGAUCGCAGAGGGGACGCUUUUGUCCCUGUCGCUCACCACUGCGCAUGUGCACGUGGUGGGCUUGCCCGCGUGCACCUGUGCUCUACCGAGAGCCUCAUCCCUGUCACUGAGAGAACCAGCCUGGCAACUCCAAGGAGGAGGCCCUCUGGGACAUGGCCUGUGCUCAGACCAGCAGGGCGUUCACUUUUCACCCAGCAGCCCUUAGGGGGAGUGGGAUGCUAGUAUUUCAGGGAACUUCCUUGCUUUUGAAUCCUGUUCUGAAGAGUGUUUAGGCAGUACGGUCGUAAGCCUACCGGGAGCACGGUUCGAUUCCAUUAGCAAAGUCUGUGGCUCUCCCAGUAUUGGAAGACAUCUUCAUGGGGGAUUUCCUUUUCCUUCUCAAAAGAAAAAUUCCAGGCCAGGAUUUCAUACAGUAUUACAGGUUGCUAUCCAGAAGAUCAGUGGGCCCGUGACAUAGAACUUGUGUUAGGAGAUUGUGUGAUAUUAAGUAAAAGGAGUGGAGAGGCAGCAGAUUCAUUGAGCUUCCUAGUUUGCUGGGGCAGGUGUGUACUUAUGUCAACAAUUCUAAAAUCCAACUCCUAUCGUUGUGCUGCAUUUUCCUUUGAAUAGAAUGGAAUGAAAGGAAGACAGUGAACUUUUAAUAUCAGGUAUUUAUUUAAAUCAGAUUAAUAUUCUGAAAGAUUUUCCAGGAUAUACCACAUAAUCCCAGAUAAUCAGUUAAAAAAAUUUUUUUUAAUUUAUGUUUUGUCAUUACUGACCCAGAAAAGUGAAGAUGUUUCAUUUGGAAUAGUUUUUCUAAAAGAACAGCUAGCAUAAAAAUUUCCUUGUGAGUAUUCAGUUUAAAGAGGAAUUUGGAGCAUUCUGAAAAACUGCAGUUUUGCUGUUACGUAUUAUGUAUUGAUCCACUACAGUUUUCUUACCAGAUUGGUUCUUCUUUUCAUUGCAUUUUUGAAUCAUAGUAUUUUGUAAUUUGGAUUCAUUCCACAAAGACACUUAAAAAUUCACCAGCUAUCUUUAAAGACAAUUUGCUUUUUUUUGUUUGUUUGUUUUGUUUUUCACAGACUACUUUGGAUAAGGGAAUGUUUACAUUUUGAUGGUAACAAAAGAAACCAGGUAUAAAUACUGUUUC